Messenger RNA from Vigna angularis (adzuki bean), 1606 nucleotides. RefSeq names its product elongation factor 1-gamma-like. Bases 318 to 1436 code for a protein of 372 amino acids. Gene Ontology annotation, biological process: translational elongation. The record is from RefSeq and is a predicted model, not a curated record. Gene Ontology annotation, molecular function: glutathione transferase activity; translation elongation factor activity. The transcript has a single exon. NCBI's taxonomy places the organism in Eukaryota, Viridiplantae, Streptophyta, Magnoliopsida, Fabales, Fabaceae.
CUCUGAUACCAUAUUAGGAAGCGCCUAUUUACUUGUUUGCUCUAAGUUAAAAAAUGGCUCUGAUCCUGCAUGCAAUCAAAAGAAACAAAAAUGUUUUCAAGACUCUCUUCUUCGUCGCACAGUGGGAGUAGCAGGAGCAGGAAGCGCCUAUUUACUUGUUUGCUCUAAGUUAAAAAAUUGCUCUGAUCCUGCAUGCAAUCAAAAGAAACAAAAAUGUUUUCAAAACUCUCAUCGCAGCAGAGUACAGUGGCGUCCAACUGGAAUUUGCCCCUGAUUUCGAGUUUUCUGUCUCCAACAAAACUCCUGAAUUCCUCAAAAUGAAUCCUCUUGGAAAGUUUCCUGUGUUGGAAACACCCGAUGGUCCAGUCUUCGAAAGCAAUGCUAUUGCUCGUUACGUUGCUCGGCUCAAUGGUGACAACGCAUUGUACCUGUCUACUCCCAUUGAUAAUGCCCGCAUCGACCAGUGGAUUGAUUUUUCAACUUUGGAGAUUGAUUCUAAUAUUCUCAAAUUGUACCUACCAAGGUUUGGAUACGCUCCAUACCUUCCACCGGCCGAGGAGGCUGCAAAUUCUGCGUUGAAGAGAGCAUUCGGGGCCUUGAACACUCACCUUGCAUCCAAUACGUACCUGGUUGGUGAUUCCGUCACCCUUGCUGACAUCAUAACGACAUGCAACCUGUAUUUGGGUUUCACCGAGAUCUUAGUUAAGAGCUUCACUUCGGAGUUCCCUCAUGUUGAGAGAUACUUUUGGACCUUGGUCAACCAGCCCAAUUUCCGCAAGAUAUUAGGUCAGGUUAAGCAAACCGACGUUGUUCCACCUGUUCAAUCUGCGAAGAAGCCUGCCCAGCCUAAGGAGUCGAAACCCAAACCUAAGGAUGAGCCGAAGAAAGUGGCUAAGCCAGAGCCAGAGAAGCCCAAAGAUGAGGCAGAAGAGGAGGCACCCAAGCCCAAGCCCAAAAAUCCCCUUGAUCUUCUUCCUCCAAGCAAGAUGAUAUUGGAUGAGUGGAAAAGACUCUACUCAAACACCAAGACCAACUUCCGCGAGGUUGCAAUCAAAGGAUUUUGGGACAUGUAUGAUCCAGAGGGUUAUUCUCUCUGGUUCUGUGAUUACAAAUACAACGACGAGAACACUGUUUCCUUUGUGACAUUAAACAAGGUUGGUGGUUUUCUUCAGCGGAUGGAUCUGGCUCGCAAGUAUGCUUUUGGAAAGAUGCUUGUAAUUGGAUCACAGGCACCAUUUAAGGUGAAGGGGUUGUGGCUUUUCCGCGGGCAAGAGAUUCCACAAUUUGUGAUUGACGAGUGUUAUGAUAUGGAGCUGUACGAGUGGACCAAGGUUGACAUCUCUGACGAAACUCAGAAAGAGCGGGUAAAUCAGAUGAUUGAGGAUUAUGAACCAUUUGAGGGAGAGCCUCUUCUGGAUGCUAAGUGCUUCAAGUGAAAAUUAUUCCAUAGUCUUUAAGAGCUUAUGAUUUUGUUGCGUCUUUUGGUAAGAGUUGGCUUCUAUCUUAUUUCUGUUAUAGUGAGUUCUUAGCUAUUUUGGUGAUUUUGCCAGCGUUGAAACUUAUACAAGGAUGAUUUUGGUAUAAAAAAAAAAAAAAAAAAAACAAA